Aspergillus costaricaensis CBS 115574 is the source of this 436-nucleotide messenger RNA. Its product is annotated as RmlC-like cupin. The coding region runs from base 26 to 421 and encodes 131 amino acids. Lineage: Eukaryota; Fungi; Ascomycota; Eurotiomycetes; Eurotiales; Aspergillaceae. The record is from RefSeq and is a predicted model, not a curated record. The transcript is spliced from 4 exons.
GCUUGAACUGCUUAGAGUAUUCAAAAUGGCCAAUAAUAAGGUUGAUGUCACCAGAUCCUCGGAGUUGGAUGAGGCAACGGGGGGCCGGACUGAAGGAAUGGUUCGGAAGGGAGCUAUUAUCGACAAGUCGGAUCAGUUGUGUGCAUUAGUCAUGUGCGCCGAGCCACAUUCCUGCUCGGCUGUUCACCAUCACGGUGAGCAGGAUACUAUCGUCUAUGCCGCAAAGGGCCAUGGUUCCAUUGUAUUCGAUGGGGGAAAGCAGCGCAAAGACCUCUCCCCAGGUGACUUUGCUAUCAUUCCUGCUUACACUGAGCACCAGGAGAUGAACCAAUCAGACCAGGAUGUCGAAUGGGUUAUCACUAGAGCAGGAAGAAAGCCGAUCACGGUGAACCUGGAAGGUUGGUCUGAUGCUUCUAGCUGAGGGCUGGUCUUUGCC